This is a messenger RNA of Aspergillus costaricaensis CBS 115574, 1854 nucleotides long. RefSeq names its product amino acid permease. NCBI's taxonomy places the organism in Eukaryota, Fungi, Ascomycota, Eurotiomycetes, Eurotiales, Aspergillaceae. The record is from RefSeq and is a predicted model, not a curated record. Gene Ontology annotation, biological process: transmembrane transport. Gene Ontology annotation, cellular component: membrane. The coding region runs from base 1 to 1506 and encodes 501 amino acids. The transcript has 19 exons. Gene Ontology annotation, molecular function: transmembrane transporter activity.
AUGGAAAAAUCGAAAGUCGCCCACGAUGGGCCCGAGGAUGAUGUUCAAUUGGCCGAAAUGGGGCAUAAACCCGAGCUGCAACGGAACUUUUCGACCUUGUCUAUGCUUGGACUGGCCUUUGCGGUGCUUAAUUCUUGGACGGCUCUAUCCGCGAGCUUGUCCCUCAGCUUACCCUCAGGGGGGAGCACUAGUGUCGUCUGGGGUUUGGUCACGGCGGGGUUCUGCAACCUCUGUAUUGCAGUGUCGCUAGCUGAAUUCUUGUCCGCAUAUCCAACGGCGGGGGGCCAGUAUCAUUGGGUAGCCGUAUCCUGGCCAAAAUGGGUUCCUAUCCUAUCCUGGGUAACCGGAUGGAUUAAUGUGGCCGGAUGGGUUGCCCUUGUCGCCACCAAUGCCCUUCUCUCCUGCCAAUUGAUUGCAGGAAUUGUGUCAUCCGUGUACCCGGACUUUGUUUGGCAGCGCUGGCAAGAGUUCCUGAUCUACGUGGGAUACACACUGCUUGCAUUCGUCAUCAACGCCUUCAUGAAUUCAAUUUUGCCUAUCAUCUACCGUGGAGCAUUCACCUGGUCCAUCGGUGGUUUUGUUCUGAUCUGCAUCACGGUGCUGGCUUGUGCAUCCCCGGACUACAACUCUGCCUACUUUGUGUUCUGCGACUUUGUCAAUCAAACUGGCUGGCCUGAUGGAGUGGCUUGGUUACUGGGGCUUCUUCAAGGGGGACUUGGAGUGACCGCAUUUGACGCGGUGGCUCACAUGAUCGAAGAGAUCCCCAACCCCUCGAUCAAAGGACCCAAGAUCAUGGUAGUUUGCGUCGGCAUUGGUACCUUUACAGGGGCGGUAUUCCUCAUUGUCCUCCUGUUCGUGGCGGGCAACAUGGACGAAGUAGUCAAUUCCAGCGCAGGGCCUCUACUAGAAAUCCUCAUCCAUGCCACUAACAACCGGGUGGGCGGCAUCUGCCUCCUCAUGCUUCCUCUCGUCUGUCUAUUAUUCGCAACACUCAGCGUCAUGACAACAAGCAGCCGAAUGAUCUUUGCAUUCGCCAGGCACGUCACCAACGGCGGCCUCCCCGCCUCCAAAUUCUUCGCGCGUGUGCACCCCAGACUCGGUCUUCCCUUGAACGCACUAAUGUUAACCGCCUUUGUGGUAAUUAUCUUCGGGUGCAUUUACCUCGGAUCAAGCAGUGCCUUCAACGCAAUUAUCUCCGCUUCUGUCGUCGCACUAGAUCUCUCCUACGCCAUGCCAAUCGCAGUGAAUUGUUUACGCGGACGGAGAACCCUCCCUGAUCGCAAGUGGAAAGUUCCUAAUGCAAUUGGCUGGGUGAUCGAUACUAUCUCGCUAUCGUAUAUUGCACUUACUACUGUGCUGUUCCUAUUCCCGCCUGAUCGGCCGGUUACGGGGAGUAGUAUGAAUUACUGCAUUGUUGCAUUUGCUAUUAUUGUCAUCGUCUCGGUGGUACAGUGGGUUGUGGACGGGAGGAAGAAUUUCACGGGGCCGAGGGUGGAUUUGUCUUGAUUUAUACCCCUGUAGAAGUUUAUCAUGGAGGCGGUUACAGAUUGAAGACAUAUGUGAGAUAGUAGCAGGGGGGUAGCUAUAAAAUCCUAGUUAGGGUACGUUCGUAUACAAAUACAUAGUUAAUAUUGUGGAACCAUAUCUUGUCACUGCUCUUCUUUUUUAUUUUUUCGUUUUUCCGCCCUUAUGUACUGGGGCGCGGAUUUGCGUAAUCAAGACGUUUCGGUUCAUAUAUUUUUGCACAAAGUGACGCAUCUAGCUUGACAAUAAUGGGCUAAAUGGAGUUAAGAUCUGAAGAGUACGAAUGCCUUGCUCUUCAAUGGCUUGUUGGGAGAGUCACUAGAAGCUGCU